This is a messenger RNA of Acanthoscelides obtectus, 594 nucleotides long. Lineage: Eukaryota; Metazoa; Arthropoda; Insecta; Coleoptera; Chrysomelidae. The record is from the annotation of a GenBank genome assembly.
AUGUUCGUCUUGUUGUUAUUUGCUCUCGCGUGGCCCGCGUCCUCAUCUGAGCCGCUUCUGAGGACCUGUGAACCUAUACGCGUCGACAUGUGUCUCAUGUGGUACAAUAUGACCAGCAUGCCCAACCUUGGAGGCAACGAUAUCCAGCAAGAAGCCGACUUGCAACUGAAAUCAUUUUCCCCAUUGAUCCAAUACGGCUGUUCCCAAAACUUGAAGCUGUUUCUAUGCUCUGUGUACGUGCCGAUGUGCACGGAGAAAGUAUCAAACCCGAUAGGGCCUUGUAGAGGUCUUUGCGAAGGUGUCAGAUCGCGAUGUUAUCCAGUUUUGCAAGGGUUCGGGUUUCCCUGGCCUGACGCGUUAAAUUGUUCGAGAUUCCCUGUGACAAACAACCAUGAACAUAUGUGCAUAGAAGGGCCUAAAGAUGAGAUCGAUAUCAGGGCACCAGUUGAUCCAGCGGUGCAAAAGUUUGAUUGUGGGCCGAAUAAUCGAAAAGGCUGUGGACCGGCUUGUGAUUCUGAUCUCAUGUUCGAUGAGUCUGAGAAGAAGUUCGCAGAGGUAAGAUUGUUUUUUAUUGUUUUUGGCGGGGUUCAGUGA